This is a messenger RNA of Dermacentor silvarum, 2503 nucleotides long. RefSeq lists its product as uncharacterized. Lineage: Eukaryota; Metazoa; Arthropoda; Arachnida; Ixodida; Ixodidae. The record is from RefSeq and is a predicted model, not a curated record. The transcript is spliced from 2 exons. Bases 309 to 1541 code for a protein of 410 amino acids.
UUAUUUUUAUUUGGUUGAUAGAAGUGUUAGGGUACCCGAGCUAUCUAUAUAUAUUGUUUUUCAUGCUUUUUUAGUUUCUUGGUUAGUUUGGUAGGACGUUAGUAGGUAGCGAAUAGUUAAUUUUUUUUUUUUUUUGGAAGCGGGUUGUGGCGCACGUGUUGCAUGGUGAAAGCAGUGUAAAGCGGCAGUUUUAAACCGCGUUAGGGAAGCCAGCGGAGGUAGCCGGAUAGCGAGUUUGCCGUACGGCUUACCGUGGGGCUUUGUUCAGGUAUUUUGGUGGGCUUUCUCGUUAGGUGGACGGGUGGACAAUGGCGCGGCAGGCUAGGAAGGACAGGGGUGAUGACGAGCUGGUGCAGUGCGAGGAGUGCAAACGUUGGUGUUAUUUGGACGAGACGCACUUCGCCAGUUUAGCCGACGCUGAGGAGGCUAGCUUCGCGUGCAGGUCGUGUGAAGGAUUUAAGGGAGCUGUGCGGCGGAUGGAAGGGAAAUGGGCAGCCAGUGUGGAAGAGCUCAAAGGGGAGCUGAAGGUGGAGCGAGAGCGGCGAAUUGAGCUCGAAACUCGGAUCGGCGAGUUGCUUCACAGGGAGGGGGCCGAGGCCGUCCUGGUAAAGCGAAUAGCUGGCGAGCUACAAGAAGAACGGGAAAAGCGGGCCGUGCUGGAAGAGCGGGUGGAGGCGCUAAUGGCACAGGCGGCGCGUAAUCCCGGGUCAGCUCAGGCGGGCGGCGGGGACAGCGCGGAGACUCAGGCAGAGGCAUGCCAUGAGAGCAGGGAGGGACGCCUAGGGGCCGUUGAACAGCAGGCGAGAGCCGGCGGCAACACGGCGGUUCCACAACUCUACAGUGAGGUAGUGCGGCAGGCUUCGGGUGGGAAGGGACGAACGGCAGGGAGCACAUCGUCACGUGUCAGUGGCGCAGGGCGGGUGGAGAACCAGCUAGCGCGAACUGGAGGACGAAAAUCGCAGGCGGGAGGCAAACGUGUAGAGCGAAGGGUCCUAGUGGUGGGGGACUCCAACGUAGCUAGGGUUAAGGAGGGCGUCCUUACAACAGUGAAGGCAGACGGGCGGGUGAGGGUGGAGGCCCAGUCAGGGAAGUGCAUGGUUGACGCAAUGGCAGAAGCUCAGAAGGUGGUAUCGGACAACCUCGAGCAUGAACAUCUGGUCGUUAUCCAUGCUGGUCUCAACGAUGUGCUGAAGGGAAGGAGCCAGAACCUAAACGGACAGUUAGAGGUUGGGUUGCGUAAACUCAGAGAAACCUCUACGAAAGUGCAUGUGACCAUAUGCACAAUCCCACAUGUCCGGGGCCAGGCUAGCGCGAUGGAAUGGAGGGUGCGUGAGGCUAACCGGGUCAUUAGGGGUCUGAGCAGACCACUUGGGUACGGUGUAAUGGAGGUAAACCGGGAAGUGUACGAGUCUGGCUCCCAGCCUUUUGCACAGGAUGGCAUUCACUACAGUGGUGCCACGGGCGGGAGCGUAGGUAGUAGGAUAGGGCGCCAAGCUACGGCUUUUUUGGGGGGACCCAGAGCCCUAAGACCACCAGUGUAGACGAAGACGGACCCAGAGAGGCUCCAAGAUUCAAGAAACGUAGAAUCGGUAGAAGAAAUAGACGUAAGCACCAGGGGCAAGGUCAUUCUGACAUAGGUUACAUUAACAUGCAAGGUGGCAGGAAUAGGCUGAAGUGGGAGGAGAUAGACGAGCAACUAAGGCAAGAAAAGAUGAUGGUAUACGGGUUUGUGGAGACACAUCUUAGGGACAUGGAGCAACCUCCCUGUAAUCCUGACUAUGCAUGGGAAUAUUGCAAUAGAACAGAGGGCAGCAGAAAAGGGGGUGGAAUUGGUGCAUUCAUUCAUAAAAGUAUGAACUGGCAAAGGGUCAAACAGGAAUGCAAGGAGCAUUUAUGGCUAAAAGGGAAAGUUGCAGGAGAGCAGACACUCCUUGGCUUUGUAUACCUGUGGACAGGAGCAAAUGCCAAAGAGGAAAACAAAAAAAUGCUGGAAUGCAUAUCAAGUGACAUUAAUGAGCUAGGAGAAGGGUGCGAGAUUAUUAUACUAGGAGAUAUGAACGCACACAUAGAAGACAUGGACGGGUACACAGACUCAACAGGCAACAUGAUGCUGGAUAUGUGUGAAAUGCAUGACUUAGUUGUAUGCAACAGUACUGAGAAGUGUGAAGGGCACAUAACAUGGGAGGUAGGGAGCCUGCAGUCGACGAUAGAUUAUGCACUAAUGUCACAUAGGAUGCACGAUAGGCUAAAUGUAAUGAGCAUAGAUGAAUAUGGCUCCAGAAGUCUAGGUAGUGAUCACAAACGUGUUAAGGUGAGUUUUAGAAGGGAAAUGAAAGUAGGUAGGAGGCAAGAUGAACAACCAGGUGGGAUAUUUUACUCGGAAAAGCAGCUUGAAAUAGCAACCCAGCAAAUUGAGGAAGUAAUUUCAGAGGAUACAAAAACAGAAUGGACAUAUGCAAAUUUAACAGGACUAUUUGAGCUAGAGCUUACUAAGGUACGAGUC